Molecule: messenger RNA, 3456 nt
Organism: Colossoma macropomum (tambaqui)
Lineage: Eukaryota; Metazoa; Chordata; Actinopteri; Characiformes; Serrasalmidae
Product: NACHT, LRR and PYD domains-containing protein 3-like
Exons: 13
Coding region: 163-3456 (1097 amino acids)
Molecular function (GO): protein binding
Source: RefSeq, a predicted model, not a curated record
GGUCACUCAACUGCAUUUUCUGAGCAGGCAACAUUAAGAGUGAAGGGUAACUACAGACUCUUCUUCCUUGUUCGCUUGCAGUUUUUUCUGUCCUGCACUGUUCUUGAUGGAUCCAAAAAUACUUUGUAAAUAGGGUUCAAGGAAGUUAUUUCAGUUUUCACUAUGAACCUCAAGCGUGCAGAAAGCUAUGAAGAUCACAUUGACGUCAAAAGGUCAGAUUCACCUAUGCCAAGCAACGAAUCAUUUAGGAGUGAUGUAUCAGUGCAACAUCCAGUUGGCAAUUUCUCAUGUGACCAUAGGUCAGUCUCAUCUUUGUCAAGCAAUGUGUCCUUUAAGAGUGAUACAUCAAUGCAACACCCAGUCGGCAAUUUUCUCACGCACCCAAAGCUCCUGUACCUGGCCCUUGUGCAGCACUUGUGCCAGAUUGCCAGUACACCACUCAGACAACCUCUGCCUUCUGCCUCUGCCACAGAGCCAGUGCCACCUGUCUCUGCUGUUGAUCAAAUCAUCAUAAGCUUUUGUCCUGAUCCACGUUCUGUACUUGCUCUAAUCCAUCUCCUGUCCAGCUGUCUGCGGCCUUUUUUGCUCCUGUCCAGAGGCUUGUGGCCUCAUCUGCUCCAGCCCUCUUGCUGCAGCCCUUCAGCUCCCACUCCUGUCACUCGUCCAGUCCAUGCCUCUCCAUGGUCACAAUCACCUGUGCCAAGCAGUGUAUCACUUAAGAGUGAAACAUCAAUGCAACACCCAGUUGGCAACUUUACAUGUGACCAAAGUAAUUCACAAUGUCAUUUAUGGACCUUUGGACCAAGAGUGCCCUCCCAGAAUUGCUCCAGUCUCAAUUCUGACGCAAACUCUACACGACAUCCCUCAAGCACUCUGGAGACAGCCCAAGAAAAACUUAAGUUAACCUUCAGAGAAAGGUAUCAUCAUUUAAUUGAGGGAACAACACAUCAAGGAAACUCAGUACCACUCAAUAAGAUUUACACAGAAUUGUACAUCACACAAGGUAUGAAUGAAGGUCUCUGCCAUCACCAUGAAGUGAACCAGAUUGAGGCAAAACUGAAGACAGUAACAGUGGACACACUUAUCAAAUGCAAUGACAUCUUUAAACCCUUACAUGGACAAGACAAGCCUAUUAGAACUGUGCUGACAAAGGGAGUGGCUGGCAUUGGAAAAACUGUCUCUGUGCAGAGGUUUGUUCUGGACUGGGCUGAAGGUGAAGCAAAUCAGGAUGUCCACUUCAUAUUUCCACUUCCAUUCAGGGAGAUGAAUUUGAUGAGGGACCAAAAAUACAGUCUGAACGACCUUCUUCAGCAUUUUUUCAUGAAAGCAAUCGAUGCAAGUUCACCCCAAUUUACAAACCAUUCUCUUCUUAUCAUUUUUGAUGGUCUGGAUGAGUGUCGCCUUCCUUUAGAUUUUCAGAACAAUGAGAGUUUAUGGGAUGCAACGAAGACAACCACAGUAGAUACCCUGUUAACAAACCUCAUCAAGGGGAAUCUGCUUCCCUCUGCACAAAUCUGGAUAACCUCUCGACCAGCGGCAUCUGGCCGCAUUCCACCUGAAUGUGUUGAUCGAGUAACAGAGGUACGAGGAUUCAAUGAUCCACAGAAGGAAGAUUACUUUAGGAAGAGAAUCACUGAUCAGAGCCUUGCCAACAAAAUCAUUACCCACUUGAAGUCACUGAGGUGCCUCUACAUCAUGUGCCACAUUCCAGUCUUCUGUUGGAUUGUAGCCACUGUUCUGGAGAGAAUGGCAGUCGACUUUGGGUGGGAUAAGAUCCCUAAAAGUUUUACUCAGAUGUAUACGUACUUCCUGAUCACACAGAUCAACACUAAAAAAGCAAAGUACUCUGACAACAAAGUCACAGAUAAAGAAGUGAUCUUCAAGCUUGGGAAGCUCGCCUUUGAGCAGUUUGAAAAAGGCAAUCUGAUCUUCUAUGAGGAAGAUCUGAAAGAGUGUGGUAUUGAUGCCAGAGAAGCAUCUGUGUACUCUGGAGUCUUCACACAGAUCUUCAGAGAGGAGUUUGGACUUUUCCAGAAGAAAAUAUUCAGCUUUGUGCAUCUGAGCAUUCAGGAACAUCUUGCAGCUCUAUAUGUGUUCUUGUCCUUCCACAACUACAACCAAAACAUGCUCGAUCCUCAACAGACAAGUAAUCAUAAACCUGUAACAAUGAUAAGGUUGCAUAAGACUGCAAUUGAUAAAGCUUCUGAGAGUGAGAGUGGACACCUGGAUCUCUUCCUUCGUUUUCUCAUGGGCUUCUCACUGGAGUCUAAUCAGAUCCUCCUACAAGAUUUACUAGUACAGAGACGCAAUCCUGAGGAGAUAACAGAAACCAUCAGCUAUCUGAAAAUGAAAAUCAGAGAAAACCUCUGUGCUCAUUUGUCUGUAAAAUUCUUCAAUUGCCUGAAUGAGCUUAAUGACUGCUCACUGGUGAAUGGAAUUCAAACAUUAUUGAUGAACAGAACUCUAAAUGAGGACAAUCUCUCUCCUGAACUCUGGUCAGCAUUAGUAUUCAUAAUACUCACUUCAGAUGAGAAGUUGGAUGAGUUUGAACUUUCUAAAUAUCCCAAGUCGGAUGAGACUUUUUUCCGCUUGCUUCCUGUGAUCAGAUUGUCUAGGAAGGCCAGGUUAAAUAAUUGUAACAUUACAGCGAAAGGCUGUGCAGCACUAGCCGUAGCUCUCCCCACCAUGAUAGCCACAAGAGAGCUGGACCUCAGUCACAAUCAGUUGCAAGAUGCUGGAGUGAAGGUGCUCUGUACUGGAAUCCAAGGUGACAUCGUGGAAAAAAAAACUGUAUGUUUUAAUUCUGUCAAACAAAAGAGACACUUUCUUGAUUCAGUUCUGAGUUUAAACCCCUCAUGUAAAAGAGAGCAGGUCCUGGUGUGGGAUAAUGCAGCAGAACUGCUUUGCUGUUUAAUACAGUUUUUACAUAAGAAGCAGGAAUUCCGUGGACUGAAAGGCACUCCUUGUAACAUCGAGAUACUAAGGAUGAAUAACUGUGGUGUUACAAAUGUGGGCUGUGGUUUUCUUGCUUUAGUCCUGAGUUCAAAAUCCUCCAACCUGAAGGAACUCGACUUGAGCCAGAACAACAUAGGAGACUCAGGAGUGAAAGCACUUUGUAAUGUUUUGAAGAGAGCUUCUUGUAAACUGGACACAUUGAAAAUAGACAACUGUAAACUUACAGAGCACAGCUGUGCAGCAUUGGCCUCAGCACUACAAGAAAAUUCCGGCUUGAAAACUGUGUCCUUGAGUAACAAUGAGUUACAGGAUUCAGGAGUGAAGCUGCUUGCUGCUGGACUGGAGGAUCCUCGCUGUAAACUCGAGACACUGCGGCUUUCAAACUGUGAGAUCAAAUCAGAAGGUUUUUCAUCUCUAGCUUUGGCUCUGUUGAAUUUAUUUAUAGGUUGGAGGUUAGGGAACGAGCCUUGUGAUUGGAAGGUCACUGGUUCGAUCCCCUGA